AUGAGUGCUGCCUUCGCAAGGGGUGGUGCCUACGCACGGAGUGCUGCCUUUGCUCAGAAUGCUGCGUUUGCACAGAGUGCUGCCUUCGCAAGGAGUGGUGCCUUCGCAAGGAGUGCUGCCUUAGCACAGAGUGCUUCCUUUGCAAGGAGUGCUGCCUUCGCACAGAGUGCAGCCUUCGCAGUGAGUGCUGCCUGCGUAGUGAGUGCAUCCUUCGCUAGUAGUGCUGCCUUCGCAAGGAAAGCUGCCUUUGCACAGAGUGCUGCCUUCACAAGGUAUGGUGCCUCCGCACAGAGUGCUGCCUUCACACUGAGUGCAGCCUUCGCACAGAGUGCUGCCUUCGCAAGGAGUGCUGCCUUCGCAAGGAGUGCUGCCUUUGCACAGAGUUCUGCCUUCGCAAGGAGUGCUGCCUUCGCGCGGAAUAGUGCCUUCGCAAGGACUGCUGCCUUCGCAAGGAGUGCUGCCUUCGCAAGGAGGACAACCUUCACAGGGAGUGCUGCCUUCGCAAGGAGUGCUGCCUUCGCAAGGAGUGCUGCCUUCGCAAGGAGUGCUGCCUUCGCAAGGAGUGCGGCCUUCGCAAGGAGUGUUGCCUUUGCAAGGAGUGCUGCCUUUGCAUGGAGUGCUGCCUUCUCAAGGAGUGCUGCCUUCGCAAGGAGUGCUGCCUUCGCAAGGAGUGCUGCCUUCGCAAGGAGUGCUGCCUUCGCAAGGAGUGCUCCCUUUCGCAUGGAGUGCUGCCUUUGCACAGAGUGCUGCCUUCGCAAGGAGUGCUGCCUUUGCACAGUGUACUGCCUUCGCAAGGAGUGCAGCUUUCGCUCGGAGUGCAGCCUUCGCUAG
Messenger RNA from Schistocerca cancellata (South American locust), 831 nucleotides. RefSeq lists its product as uncharacterized. NCBI's taxonomy places the organism in Eukaryota, Metazoa, Arthropoda, Insecta, Orthoptera, Acrididae. The record is from RefSeq and is a predicted model, not a curated record. The transcript has a single exon. The coding region runs from base 1 to 831 and encodes 276 amino acids.